Molecule: messenger RNA, 5445 nt
Organism: Strongylocentrotus purpuratus (purple sea urchin)
Lineage: Eukaryota; Metazoa; Echinodermata; Echinoidea; Camarodonta; Strongylocentrotidae
Exons: 2
Coding region: 1-5445 (1814 amino acids)
Biological process (GO): DNA repair; telomere maintenance
Molecular function (GO): DNA helicase activity
Source: RefSeq, a predicted model, not a curated record
AUGAGAAAAGCUUUAUAUCGAUCAAGAAAACCCGAUAAUGUUAGGAGAAAAUAUGCAGAAAAGGACAAGGAAAGAAAAAAAAAUUCUCGAUCACGAAAACCUGAUGAUGUUAAGGAAAAAGAUGCAGAAAAGGACAAGGAAAGAAAAGCUUCUUCUAGAUCAAGAAAACCUGAUGAUGUUAAAGAAAGAGAUGCAGAAAAGGACAAGGAAAGAAAAGCUUCUUCCAGAUCAAAAAAACCUGAUGAUGUAAAGAGAAUAGAAGCAGAAAAGGAAAGAAAGCGAUUAGCAUCUUUACGUCACAAGCAAACUGAUAGCACAAAGGUUGAUGAAAAACAAAAGGACAAGGAAAGAAAAACUUCUUCUAGAACAAGAAAACCUGAUUAUGUUAAAGAAAAAGAUGCAGAAAAGGACAAGGAAAGAAAAGCUUCUUCCAGAUCAAGAAAACCUGAUGAUGUUAAAGAAAGAGAUGCAGAAAAGGACAAGGAAAGAAAAGUUUCUUCCAGAUCAAGAAAACCUGAUGAUGUUAAAGAAAGAGAUGCAGAAAAGGACAAGGAAAGAAAAGCUUCUUCCAGAUCAAGAAAACCUGAUGAUGCUGGAAUCAUCCCCCUAAAGUUGAAAAGGAAAAUCCAGUAUAAAAGUCAUGUAACCUAUGAAAACAUCAGACCUAAUGUGGUACUGAGUGCUCUAGAGAUGCUAAAGCAGAUAAACAAAUUCUACAAAGACAGUCAAGAAAAUGUAGAGUGGGAGAAGCAAUGCAUGGAGGAAGAUGAAGAAAUGUGGAAGGAACUAGUACUUGAAGAGAAAGAGAGAUCUACCAAUGAUGUUCCUGCUGGGGUAGAUAGCAGUCACUUUGCUGAUGAACUACCAGUACUGUCAACUUCUACAAUGGACAUUGAUGAUGAAAAUGAUGGGGAUAAUCCUAUUUACCAGUCCAAUGAAUGUGAUAAACGAGACAGUGAACAGACCGAGGCAGAAGAUGAAGAUCCAAGAGAUCAACUACGUGGUGUCAACUUUGAUACAUGUAUCCAGCCUACAGACCCGGCCAUGAAUUCUGAUGGCAUAUUCAGUAUUGCUCCAGGUGAGGGGAAGAAACCUAUUUCAAUAAUGAUGGAUGAACAUUGUGAAGAGCAGGCCUUUCCAACCUUGUUUCCAACUGGUGAAUUUGGUUUCACUGUUGACAGAACCAUCAAGCUCUCUCCAAAGAAGUACUUCAAUGCCAGACUUUUGAAUAAAGAUGCUAGAUUUGCACAAAACAUUGAAUACCUGUUUUUCGCACAGUUUGUCACCGAGUACAAACAGGUCAUGGACAACAUUUCUAUUGCAUUACGAAAGGUGCGACUGAGCAGGGAUGAUUCUGAACAUGUGACAGCUGGCAUAGUAAAUGAUAGUGAGAAGCUCAAUCGCAUCAUUUUCAGAGACAAAGCCUAUAACAUGCUACAGACAGUGCGUGGAUCACCACCUUACUGGCAAGGAGUUAUGUACAAAAUACUAGCUGCUGUCAAACAACUUGGAAUGUUCACGUGGUUCCUCACACUAUCAGCAGCUGAUCUUAGAUGGACAGAUACACUUCAGGUGAUUGCACUUCAGCAGGGACGGACUCUCACAGAUGAGGACAUUUCUAAAAUGACAUGGGAAGAAAAGUGCAAGUUGUUGGCUUCAAAUCCAGUAACUGCUGCAAGACACUUUGAUCACAGACUACAAUGCUUCUUCAGAGAUGUGAUUCUUUCUGACUUGCAGCCACUAGGGAAGGUGACCAAUCACAUGAUAAGGAUAGAAUUCCAAGGUCGCGGAUCACCUCAUGCCCAUUGUGUUCUGUGGGUAGAAAAUGCACCAAGUCAUGAAGAUACUGAGGAAAAUAUUUCCAGAUUCAUAGAUAAGUAUGUUACUUGUCAGCUUCCUCCAUCAGAAGAUGAUGAACUAAUGCACAGCCUUGUUUCAACUCUACAGCGACACUCUCAUUCAGCCUCAUGCAGGAAGACAGGCAAGAAUUGUAGAUUUCAGUAUCCACGUCCAAUUGCUCCUGUCACAGUUGUAGCUGACACACCAAGCACAGAAGAUCUUAACAUAAGAAAACAAAUAGUAGAGGCAUCUGCUGAGACCAUGAAUAAAGUGAAAAAUGCACUGGAUGAAACCACUGAAGAGGGAUUAUCAGUGCAAGAUGUACUCAGUGAUGUGAACACCAGUGAAGAUGAAUAUCUAGAUGCAUUACGUGUCAAUUCCAAUGGAAAAUCCAUCAUGUAUGCAAGAACACCUCAAGAAACCAACAUAAACACAUACAACCCAACUCUCCUGAAAGCCUGGCAGGCAAACAUGGAUAUUCAGUAUGUGUGCAAUCCUUAUGCAUGUAUCCAUUACAUUGUAUCAUACAUUACAAAGGAUGAAAGAGAAAUGGGGCUAGCACUGAGGGAAGUCAGUAAAGCCUUCCGUGAUGCAGACAUUAAGAAAAGAAUGAAGCAUAUAGCUUCAUGCUUUCUAAACGUUCGUGAAGUGAGUGCACAAGAAACUGUCUAUCGUGUCUUAGGUCUACCACUGUAUAGGUCUACAUUUCAAACAGUGUUCAUCCAGACUGAUCUACCAGAGAACAGGGUAGUGUUCUUGAAACCAAAGUGUGUUCUACAAGGAAUGGAUGCAGAUAGUGAAGAUGUGUAUGCACAAACAUUCUCACAGAAGUAUGAGCAUCGGCCAACAGAAUUAGAGCAAUUGACACUAGCCGAGUUUGCAAGAUGGUACGUCCCUUCCUACAAAACUGAUGACAUGGAAACUGAGAAUGAUUUCCAACCGAAUCAACUCAAAGAAUCAUCGACUUCGAAACAAACUAUCAAAUUAACAGACAAAAAAGGCUACAUGAAGAAGCGUAACAAGCCUUGUAUUGUCAGGUAUCACAAGUUCAGUGAAAAUCAAGAAGAAGAGAGAUAUUGCCACCACAUGCUGAUGCUGUACCUACCAUGGCGAAAUGAGGAAACUGACCUCAAGAACAAUCAUCUGACUUAUGCUGAUCAUUAUCACACGAUAUCAGAUCAGAUUGAGUCAAAAAGAUCAGCAUUAGAAUCGUUCACAGAAAUCAUUGAAAAUGCUCUUGAACGACAUGAAGAAGAGGGGCCUCCUGUUCAUGCCUGGGACACGCUAGAUACAGGAACUCAACAAGAAAACGCGGAGGUCAAUGAAGAACAGUGUCAAAUACACCCUGAAUACAGCUUCCUUCAACCGAGCUCUGAACACACAGACACAGACAUAAAAGAAUCUGAAAUAUGUGCAUCACUACCUUUGGCUGUGGAAUGUCGACCUGAAUAUCUUAUUGAUGAGAUAUAUAGAAGUAAAGUUCAAUCUCUCAACCAGGAACAGCGCAAAGUGUUUGACUACAUGCAAAACUGGUGCACUGAUAUCAUGAAAAGUGGCAAGACAACCUGCAAAGCCAAAGCCAUACACCUCUUUGUAACUGGAGGAGCAGGAACAGGAAAAUCUCAUCUGAUUUUAGCAAUUCACCAAAUGGCUCUACGUACCUUGCAGAGGGAAGGAACCAAUCCUGAUGCACACAGAGUACUGUUGACAGCACCUACAGGAACUGCUGCAUUCAACAUUCAUGGAAGUACUUUGCACUCACUGUUUCUCCUUCCUCUUGGCCAAACUAAAGGAUACAAAAAGUUGAGUGAUGAAAAAAGGAACACACUUCGAUGCAAACUACAAGAUCUUGAAAUCCUGAUCAUUGAUGAGAUAUCAAUGGUAGGAUGUGACAUGUUGAUGACAAUAGAUCAGCGUCUAAGGGAAAUAAAAGGUACAGACAUCAUCUUUGGUGGAAUAACAGUCUUGGCCUUCGGAGAUUUGUACCAGUUAGCCCCAGUGUGUCAGCGAUUUGUCUUUCAAGAAGUAAAAGACCUGUUCGCUAGAUUGGCAGGAUCUCUAUGGCAGGACAAUUUCAUGAUAGCAGAGCUCACAGAAAUCAUGAGACAAAAAGAUGAUAAAGAAUUUGCAGAACUUCUGAACAGAAUAAGAGAAGGUGUCCACACAGAAGACGAUGUAGCAAAUUUGCAGCAAUGCUGUAUCUCGUCAGAAGACAAAAUUGAUUUGUCAGAUGCACUGCAUGUGUACUCAACGAACGCAAAGGUUGAUGCAUACAAUGAGGACAAACUUGCACACCUGAAAGGAAGAAUUAGGAAAUGUGUUGCUAUAGAUAGGAAACCUAAUACCCUGAAAGGUCAUGAAAUGAACAAAGACUCACGUUUCACUGGUGGAUUGCCAGCUGUCCUAGAAUUGAAGAUAGGGGCAAGAGUAAUGCUCAUUAGGAAUAUUGAUGUGAACGAUGGUCUUGUAAAUGGUGCAUUAGGAACAAUUGUCAGCUUCAAUGAAUUCAAUCCCUCAGUUACCAGUCCUAAGGAAGUCUUAGUCCAGUUUGACAAUCCAAGAGUUGGGGCAAUGGCUGGAGAAAAGACUUCUAUGAAUAAGGCUCAACACCCUACUGCAGUCCCUAUUGGUGUCAUAGAAGCAAAAUUUUCAAUUUCAGCACGUAAUCCCGGACUAGAAAUAAAAAGGCAACAAUUUCCUCUUCGACUAUCAUGGGCCACCACUAUACACAAGGUGCAAGGACUCACUGUCAAGGAUAUAGUAGUAUCUAUGGAAGGGAAGUUCAAUGAUGGACAAUGCUACGUUGCUUUGAGUAGAGUACCAAAGAUGUCAGGUCUUCAUCUUUUGCAGCUCACACCAAGUAAGAUUAAAGCAAGCAGAGCUGUGACCAAAGAGUUGAUGAGAAUGAGCAAUGAAAUGUCAUUUCAAUUCUUCCAUGAUGAAAUUGAGACUGCACUCAAGGAUCCUUGCCAAACACAAGUCAUUGCUGUGCACAAUAUAAGAUCGUUACCUGCUCAUUACGAUGAUCUCAAGGGACUUCCAUUCCUUGACAAAUGUACUGCUGUGUGUCUUACAGAAACCUGGCUUCAAUCACAUCACACUGCUUCCACGUACAAUUUGCCAAGCUAUCACCAAUUACGCAGAGAUAGAUCCAACACAGAGAAGGGUGGUGGUCUGUGCAUGUAUAUCAGCUCAUCUGUAAGGUAUCAGACCUUGGAUUCAUCACGAGACAAACCUGGGAUGGAAAUUCAGAGCAUCAUCCUACAUCCAGUCAAUAGCUCACCAUUUCAUUUGGUGACCGUCUAUAGAAAUCCCAAAUCUUCAUUGGUAGAAUUUAGUGACAGAUUUAGCCUACUCCUGAGGUCAGUAGGAGCAACAGAAAUACCGGCCAUAAUUGUUGGAGACUUCAAUCUUAACCUGCUAAAAGAUCAGCAUUCAAUGGCAGUCCAGCAUGAACUGCAACACUAUGGAUUUCAGCAAUGUAUCACCAAGCCAACACAUGUCAGUGGAUCACUGCUGGAUCAUGUAUACUCCAACACACCCUGCACCACAUGGCAAACUGCAAGCUACUAUAGUGAUCAUGAUGUCAUUUGGAUCGCAGUCUAA